Molecule: messenger RNA, 345 nt
Organism: Penicillium soppii
Lineage: Eukaryota; Fungi; Ascomycota; Eurotiomycetes; Eurotiales; Aspergillaceae
Exons: 3
Coding region: 1-345 (114 amino acids)
Source: RefSeq, a predicted model, not a curated record
AUGUCAUUCCUCACCUCUAUCCGGGCUUCAUCCCGUCAAGCUCUCCGCUCCAAUGUCGUUAUCCCCGCCUCCACAUUUCACACAUCAGCCGUUCGAAGCUUGAACGAGAAUGACCGUCACCGCGACAACCUCGCUGAACACUAUGAAUCUCAUAAGCAAGACGCUCUCAAGAGCUCCAAGGAAGGCCAGGGGAAGUGGAAGUCUGAGCUAGCCAGUACCAGCGAAGCCGAAAUCAAAGCGGAUCGUGGCGAAUUUGAUGGCGACCAUUCUUCUUUCAAGGAUAUGCAAAAUAAGACGAAACAUUUGCCACACGAGCAGCAGAAGGCAAAUGAGGGCAAGAAAUGA